UUUGUUUUCUUCAUCAAUCUUUCUGUUUCAUUUUUACUGUUGUUAGUAUCAAGUAAUCAACGCUUUUCUUUUUUUUAUGUUCAUAUUUCAAUAAAUGACAAAACAAAUUCAAGUCAUUGGUCUCCUGACAAAUUCUAAUUUCGUGUAUAGGUAGAAGGUUGUGGGAUUAAACAAAAACUUUUUGUUUGGAAUCUUGCGAUAUUUGAGUUCUACAAAAUUAGUCUGGUACCGAUCUAGACUACUUAAAUUAUUUAUGAUAUUCAAAAGAACGAUUAAUAAUGCAGAAAAUUCAAACAUUAGUUGUGGUUACAAGGGAGAUAUUAAGUGUGAAAUUGAAGUAAAAAUUUGUCUACUAUCUACAUCUUAUCUGAAGUAGUGUUUAUAUACCGGAAACAUGUAUUUUAACACUGCAAAUUCAUUAAUAUCGUAAGGCCGGCCGUGUUAAAAACGAUAAGCAUAUCAAACUGAUAAGCUGGCUUCAUGUUAAAAUGUUACAGUGUAAAAUCUGCUACAGUUACUGUCGGUAUUUUAAAAAACGUCAUUAGUGUUCACUUGUAUGAAACUCCUAAUAAUUAUAUAAAAAAAAAGCUUAGUCGAAAAAAAAUAUACUCUAGGCAAAUCGACGGAAUGGUUUCAAAUUAGUGAUUUAAAGUUGCUAGUGUAUUUGCUACAUUAUUGGAUGUGAAAUAUGGAAUCUGAGAUAAAAUAGUUUCGUUUCGUACUAAAAAAAUAUCAAAAAUUUAUUCACUAAUUUUAUUAGUAUUCAAAUCAUGUUAGCAUCGGUGUUUGAACUCAUUCUAAACAUAAAAUGUACAUCAUAUAGUAAACACCUAAUUGAGAUAAAGUUUAGUUUUUGCACUGUAUCUUAUUUCUAGAAAUAAUAUCGGCAAUAAUUUUAGAGGAUUUAGCUAGUAAACAACCACCAGUUUCGUGUAACUAGACGAAAUUUUAAUACAACCUCUUUUUAUUCUAUAGGCAUUCAAAACAUGUAAGUGCAAUAUUAUAAUUAGUGUAUUAUUUAUUGAACAAUUUUCCAUACAAUAACCGGUAAGAUGAUGAUAAAGAAUAGCCUGAUAACGUCUAUCCACGCAGUGUUUCGUAUACGUAUUAUUUUCGAUGAUAAGUGCAAAACAAUUAGUAAUUUUCGUUAUACAUCGGUGACUGACUGAUCGUAAAUAUGUGAGGUGCUUAAAAUUGUUAAAAGCAAAAACAAGUGCCAACGAUGAAAAUAGUUUCUGCGUGUGAGUUUUAUUUUCCUCAAUACAGAUCUUUUUUUAAAUACGAAAUCACAACAAUAUUUUUUCGUACUUAGACCUGUCUAAAUGAUGAAUAUACAGUGUUAAACAAAACUAUGAAUGUUUGUAAAUAAGUCUGUUUGUUCAAAACUUUGAAACGCGAUUUAAAAAAUGUCGGAUACUAUUUCGUCCAAAUUUUUGGAUUAUUUAGACGAAAUGAAGGUUAAAGCAAUGGUAGUGAUCCUAUAUAUUUAUAGACUCAUGAGGAAUGACAGUUCGGAGACAGAGGAAGUUGGAGACAGAAUGAUAUUAGAGCCAAAGUUCGUCGACUAUGGCAGUAUACAUCCUACGUCUGCAGAUAUUUCCAGUAACCAGACGCAACAACAUAAUUCUCAUGGAGUGUUGAACACCAGAUCCUCUACCGUCUUACCCAUCAACGACGAACCGGCUAAUACCUCCAACGAAAAUAAAAUGACCCAAGGAGAUCUGUAUCAGAGACAACCAUUACUACCUAACACAAAUAAAGGGGAUAAAUGGGGGCAUGGUGCACACAGUACUUCAGGUACCGGAUAUUAUGACGAAGAAGAGGAAGAAGAUAUUAUUCAAAAAAGUAAUGAUCGCAACGGACAUAUAUCCAUAGAUUUACCAGCACCUGUUCGAGAAGAACCGAGAUUUCCUCAAGAAAGAUGUAAAACACUGUUGGCUGCUGUCAUCAUGAUGUUUAGUUUUAUUCUAACUCUUACUUCACUUAGUUUAGUACAUGAACGUGUACCGAACUACCCACCCCUUCCUGAUGUGUUCCUGGACAACGUACCUGCUUAUGAUUGGGCUUUAGAUGUAUCUGAAUAUAUCAUUAUUUUUUCUGUAAAUACUAGUUUAAUAGCCAUGAUAUUUCACAAACAUAGAUUUAUUGUAUUUAGAAGAAUAUUUUUAAUAAUGUCAUUGUUAUACAUGUACCGAGCCAUUACUAUGUAUGUAACCGUAUUGCCUAAGUCUAAUAUAAACUACCCUUGUGCACCAAAGUCUAAUGAAACCUCGCCGCUGAUGAUAGUCAAAAGGGUAGUUAAACUAAUGACUGGUAUGGGUUUGUCGGUAAAUGGCCAGCAUGUCUAUUGUGGAGAUUUCAUUUACAGCGGACAUACUGUGAUACUGACAUUUACUUUUCUACUAGUGUCAGAAUAUACGCCGAAAAAAUUAUACUUGCUACACUGGUUGUAUUGGAUAUUAUCGUGCGUGGGAGUAAUUAUGUUGGAAAUAUCCCAUGGACAUUACAGUAUAGAUGUGAUAAUUGCUUACUUUAUUACCACCAGAACAUUUUGGACCUACCAUACGUUUGCCAAUAACAGUUUGCUAAAGCAACAUUCUCCGAACAAUUUGAUGGGUCGUGAAUGGUGGUUUUCGCUGUUUUUGUAUUUUGAAGGUAAUGUUGGUGGUCCCAUACCACGACAGUUCAACUGGCCCUUUCCGUGGCCAAGAAGGUGGCAUCUAAAAAGUCGAGCUAGUUAGUGACACUCACCGUGCUUUUGUAAAAAACUUGUUUAAAUUUAUUACAUGUGAUAUAUAUAUAUAUAUAAAUAAUGUGUAAUUGCCUUAACUGACUAAACAUCUUGCUCUUUAUAUACAUUUACAAAGUAUUAAUUUUUGCUGGAUGGUGAUUUUUUAUUCUCUCACUGUUUUCGGUAUCUUGAAUUUUUAUACAUAUAUUUUAUAUUAACUAUUUUUCCACUAACACUUAGAUAUUUGUCAUUAAUGUGUAUAUUAUUAGUAGAUUCUAAACUACAAUGUUUUGUCUCAAUCAAGUAUAUCAAUUUGUUAUAAUUUAAGAUCAAAGUACAAAGUCACUUACAACUAAACUAAACUGUAUAUGUUUUACGUAACCACUUUUUAUAUUGCAUUUGUACAAAUUAUCAUUUUUCUUAAAUCUUUUAAACCAUUUUGAUAGAUUAUAAGUUUCUAUAAUGUUAUAACAAAAAUAGCCAAAUUUUUACUGUAUUCUAAUGGAAGACCCAAUAUGUUUCCAGUUUUUUCCAACAACAUUCUCUAGCUUUCUCCAUGUGAUUUAAUAUUUAAAAUAUGAUAUAUUUGAAUAAAUACAAUGGUUUAACCAAUUAACCAUAGAUUUCUUAAACUUUGGCUUUUUUCUGUAUAUCUGUCUCAGUUGCUUAUAUCACUCAAGCGACAUCUGGAAAACUUUUUUCAAUGCAGUUUCAGUUAUGAAAAAAGGUUGAUUACACUUUAUGUAGUGCAAACAGAUUCACACUCUGGAGCAAAUUUUAUGUGAACAUUACUCUUAGUCCAGUCAAUUUAGCUGUUUACGAGCGCUAGCUAGUGUUUCUAUGUAUUUUGAGGUGCUUGUUCCAAAGGAAUAAAAAUUAGAAUGGAGCAAACUCUUCAAGUGCCCAAAUUAGGGAAAAGCGGUCAUUUUAAUGGAGAAAGAGUACUUUGAUAAUAAAAUUGAGCACGUCAUUCAAAAGAAGGAUGAAUUUUUUUAAAGAAAUGUAUAUAUUCCCAUUGUUGAACUUCAAAACUGCCACCAGAAACGCCCAAGUAAUUUUCAUUCUUCAAGGUCAAAUAAGAUUUUUUUUAUUUCAUUAUAGGGUAAAAUCUUUAAAAAAUUGAUUGUACAUGGGAAUAAUCAAACAAAAUAUAAGAAUUUAUAUGAUUAAAUCAUAACAAACAUUUGUAUUUUAAUGAGUCUUAAUCAAAGAAACCUUCAAUAAUGAACUGCUUAAUAAUGUAGGUACACUAUAACCUCUUUCGAAACACGCCAGCUACAUAAGAAAAUAAAAAUAGGCAUGCAUAUGUAACUCAUGAAUAAUAACUGUUUAUUUUUAUUUAAUAUGCAUUCACUUACACAAAUUCAAAAAAAAUACAUGCUAUAUUCAUGCGCAAAAGCAAAAAUCUAACCACCUUUCACCAACAAGUAUGCUGCCAGUAUAACAAACAACUGACUUUACGUAGAGGAUUUAAACUUCUUAGGUUUGUCACAUGAAAAUAAAAUUUUAAUAGAGUAUUAACAAUAUAAAGAAUUUACACGGCGUAAAUUUUCAUCUUAUAAUAUCGAAAAUUGUAGUUGCCAAACCAUUUUUCUUGAAAAACGUCUUUUUUGUAAGGUUAAAGGGUUAAAUAAAAUAUUCUUAAAUUUUUUAUUGAUUGGUAUAGGUUCUACAAAAAUCAAAGAACACGAAAAAAUUUUUUUUAUAAAACAUUGAUUUGGCGACGGCAAAAAUGGAAUUUCAAUCCCGAGUAACUCGUUGUAUAAUUUGAAUUAUGUUAUAAUUUGGAGAGAUUGUAAAUAACAUGUCUAUAAUUAAUAUUAUCGAGUGGUCAAUUUUAAUGUUUUCGAUACCAAAAAUUUUGUAUCAGUAAAAAAAUAUAUGAAAUAUUUUUUUUCAAGUCCUACAAUCGAUGCUUUCUUUUGAACAGGGUAUUUUUAGUUUUUCAAUGUCUCUUUUUCACGAAUUAGCAAAAAAAGUGAAAACACUUUUAAAAAUUCAAAUUUUUUGUAUUGGCGCAAAAUUUUUCUGAUGAAAAUAAAUAUAUUUUCUACAGCUUUCAAUUUGCAUCACCAAAAAUAUGGAAUAAUUUUGCCAUUUCGGACAAAAUUCAAUUUUAUUGUGUUAUUGGGCAAUUACAAAAAAUUCCUGAUUUUGCCAAAAAACAAAACAAAAUAUUGAAAUACAUACCUCAGAAGAAUUCCUCACUUAAAAA
Messenger RNA from Diorhabda sublineata, 4946 nucleotides. Its product is annotated as phosphatidylcholine:ceramide cholinephosphotransferase 2-like. Gene Ontology annotation, cellular component: endoplasmic reticulum membrane; Golgi membrane. Gene Ontology annotation, biological process: ceramide biosynthetic process; sphingomyelin biosynthetic process. The record is from RefSeq and is a predicted model, not a curated record. Bases 1407 to 2741 code for a protein of 444 amino acids. Gene Ontology annotation, molecular function: ceramide cholinephosphotransferase activity; sphingomyelin synthase activity. NCBI's taxonomy places the organism in Eukaryota, Metazoa, Arthropoda, Insecta, Coleoptera, Chrysomelidae. The transcript is spliced from 7 exons.